AUGUGCAAGGAAAAACCUCCGAGGGCGUUUGCAGCCCCGCCUGUCCGCAGCCAAGGCCGCGUGGCCACGCAGCGUGCAGCGCGGCAGCACGCCAGGGGCGGGGCUCUGGGCCCAGCGCGCGUCCCAAUUGGCUCUCAGAGCUGCCUUUCAGACGGCGUGCAGAGGCCGCCCGCCGGCACUUUUCGGCUGCUGCUUUGGCGGGAGUCGGCGGCUGGUACCAGCCUGUGGUCCUCAGGUUUUGGGAUGAAGCUGGAGGCUGUCACCCCAUUCUUGGGGAAGUACCGCCCCUUUGUGGGUCGCUGCUGCCAGACCUGUACCCCCAAGAGCUGGGAGUCCCUCUUCCACAGAAGCAUAAUGGAUCUAGGCUUCUGCAAUGUGAUCCUGGUGAAGGAGGAGAACACCAGGUUUCGGGGCUGGCUGGUUCGGAGGCUCUGCUAUUUCUUGUGGUCACUGGAGCAGCACAUACCCCCCUGCCAGGAUGCCCCACAGAAGAUCGUGGAGAGCGCUGGGGUUCAGAAUGUCAUCCCUGGGAGGGCCCCAGGAGGGGCUGGGGCAGGCCAGGUGCCCAGCCACGUGAAGAGAGAGGUACAGCGCAUCUUGGGCCACAUCCAGGCCCCACCCCGCCCCGUUCUGAUCAGGCUGUUCAGCUGGGCACUGCUGCGGAUCCUGAACUGCUUCUUCCUGAACGUACAGCUGCACAAGGGCCAGAUGAAGAUGGUCCACAAGGCCGCCCAGGCAGGCUCGCCGCUCGUCCUCCUCUCUACCCACAAGUCACUCCUGGAUGGGAUCCUACUGCCCUUUGUGCUGCUCUCCCAGGGCCUGGGCGUGCUCCGUGUGGCUUGGGAUCCCCGCACCUGUUCCCCCAUCCUCAGAGCUCUGCUGAAGAAACUUGGGGGACUUUUCCUGCCCCCCGAGGCCAGCCUCUCCCUGGACAGCUCUGAGGGGGUCCUUGCAAGGGCUAUAGUCCAUGCGGCUGUGGAGCAGCUGCUGGUCAGCGGGCAGCCCCUGCUCAUCUUCCUGGAGGAGCCCCCUGGGGCUCAGGGGCCUCGGCUGUCAGCCCUGGGUCAGACCUGGCUGGGACUGGUGGUGCAGGUGGUCCAGGUGGGCGUCGUCCCAGAUGCUAUGCUGGUGCCAGUGGCCAUCUCCUACGACCUGGUUCCAGAUGCACCCCGUGACACAUACCACGCCUCGGCCCCACUGGGGCUGUGGACCGGAGCUCUGGCUGUCCUGCGGAGCCUGCGAGGCUGGGGCUGCAGCCGCCGAGCCUGCGUCCGUGUGCAUCUGGCCCAGCCCUUCUCCCUGCACGAAUACAUCAUCAACGCCAGAAGCUGCUGGGGCAGCAGGCAGACCCUGGAGCAGCUGCUGCAGCCCAUCGUGCUGGGCCAAUGUACCGUCGUCCCCGACACUGAGAAGGAGCAGGAGUGGACCCCAGUAACUGGGCCCCUUCUGGCCCUCAAGGAGGAGGACCAGCUGUUGGUCAGGAGGCUGAGCCGUCACGUCCUGAAUGCCAGCACGGCGAGCUCGGCGGUGAUGAGCACGGCCAUCAUGGCAACGCUGCUGCUGUUCAAGCACCAGAAGGGCGUGUGCCUGUCGCAGCUCCUGGGGGAGUUCUCCUGGCUGACAGAGGAGACGCUGCUGCGUGGCUUUGACGUGGGCUUCUCAGGGCAGCUGCAGUGCCUGGUGCAGCACGCGCUGAGCCUGCUGCGGCCGCACGUGGCCCUGCUGCGCGUCCAGCAGGGGGACUUGCUGGUGGUUCUGCGGCCCGGCCCAGGCCUCACGCACCUGGCACGCCUGAGCUCCGAGCUGCUGCCCGCCUUCCUGAGCGAGGCCGUGGGUGCCUGUGCCGUGCGGGCGCUGCUGGCGGGCAGGGUGCCGCCUGAGGGACCCUGGGAGCUGCAGGGCAUCGAGCUGCUGAGCCAGAACCAGCUGUACCACCAGAUCCUGCUGCUGAUGCACUUGCUGCCACAGGACCUGCUGCUGCUGCAGCCCUGCCAGUCUUCCUACUGCUACUGUCAGGAGGUGCUGGACCGCCUCAUCCAGUGUGGGCUCCUAGUUGCCGAGGAGACCCCAGGCUCCCGGCCAGCCUGCGACACCGGGCGGCAGCGUUUGAGCGCGAAACUGCUGUGGAAACCAAGUGGGGACUUUACCGACAGUGACAGCGACGACUUCGAGGAGGCUGAGGGCCGGUACUUCAGGCUCAGCCAGCAGUCCCGCUGCCCUGACUUCUUCCUCUUCCUCUGCCGCCUGCUCAGCCCGCUGCUCAAGGCUUUUGCGCAGGCUGCCACCUUCCUCCACCAGGGCCAGCUGCCAGACACUGAGUCGGGCUACGCAGAGCAGCUGUUCCGGUUCUUAGAGGCCACGGCCCAGGAGGAAGGGUUCUUCGAGUGUGUGGACCCAAAUCUCGCCAUCAGUGCCGUCUGGACCUUCAGAGACCUGGGGGUGCUGCAGCAGACGCCCAGCCCUGCAGGCCCCAUGCUCCACCUGUCCCGCACCUUUGCCAGCCGGGACAAUCAGGAAAGGCUGGAACAGUUCAUCCGGCAGUUCAUCUGUGGCUAGAACUACGAGGAGGAGCCGGUGUUGAGACCUCCCAGCCCCAGAACACAACUGCCCUGGAGCCAGAAGGCUGGACUGGGAGGGGCUGCAAACCCCGAG
Molecule: messenger RNA, 2652 nt
Organism: Balaenoptera ricei (Rice's whale)
Lineage: Eukaryota; Metazoa; Chordata; Mammalia; Artiodactyla; Balaenopteridae
Gene: GPAT2
Product: glycerol-3-phosphate acyltransferase 2, mitochondrial
Exons: 22
Coding region: 1-2556 (851 amino acids)
Cellular component (GO): mitochondrial membrane
Source: RefSeq, a predicted model, not a curated record